AUGAAACUGCAGCAAAGGAGUCUAUUUGACUUCUUUUCCAAGAAGGCCCCAGACUCUCCCACACUAACUGCAAGAACAACAACAACAAAAACAACAACAACAGCAGCAGCAGCAGUCGUGGUAGAGGCAGUAAGAAAAACAAGAACGCCUUCGCCUGAAAAGUCUCCACAAACACCGGCAGAUGUGAAGAGGCGCGGCGGCAGUAAACGCCAGCGGGCUGCUGUUCAGACAUCACUCGACUUUGGACAGCGCGACGUGGCGGCGGCCAAAACGUGCGGUCGCUGCGGAAUGUUUUUCAACGCCGCAAUUGAUGCAGACGUUCGGCUUCACCGCCGCUGUUGCACAAUGGCCGCGAGAAGUGACGCCGUUGCCAACACACAUGCGGCGUGGCUCGCCUCGGCGCAACUUGCAAAGGCAUUCGUUACUCUUGUGCGGCCCCAGCGCGGUGGGACGGGGCGGGAGAAUGGAACAACUAGUCACAGCAGCAGCAGUGGAGGAUUUUGCACACGACUGCAGGAAUCCCACAGUGAUGAGUUUGUGUGUUACGUGAUGGACUGCAGUAGACGAGGCUUCGCUGAAGAUGCGCUGGUCUCUCGCUUUGUGGAGGCAUUGCAGUUCACAGAUGUUGUGUUGACUGCGGCUUCCUACACAUUAGUGGCGGUGGUCCAUCACCGGGCGGAGCGUCUACUCUGCGCUGUUGCCGGGCGUCCAUCCACACGCCAGCAGGAACCGCAAUUGCUGCUGCAGCAGCGCAGUGAAGGCGACAUCCCAAUACGAUGCUGCACCAAAUCAAGUGUGACCUUCUGCGAUGUGCCGUACGUGUGGUGUCAGGAGGAGGCGGUGCUCGCAGCAACAGCAACAGAAUGGAAGACUACACAAACAACGGCAUCACUGUUAUCAACACGGACAGCCGUAGAGAAUUUUUUUAACCGCACAGAACGCUGCGAGGGUGGGCAACAGCAACAACAAAAGCAACAACAACUCCGCAAACUUGUCGACACUGCGCUAUCUCGUGCAUUGACAACGUUAGGUCGUCAUGUUACAUAUGGUCAUGCGUUGUGUUCACGUUCACAAUUCUCAUACGAUUGUGGUGUUCUUUCUGAGAAUGUUUUGAAUCGCAUAGAUACCGUCACAAUGUGCAACGGUGCAGUGUCGCUCUAUACACAUACUGAGGAUUACAAUGAUGAAAUUUCAGAGAGUGAAAAUGAGCUUUCCAUCGUUUCGUACAGUGACUAA
This is a messenger RNA of Trypanosoma theileri, 1236 nucleotides long. RefSeq lists its product as uncharacterized. NCBI's taxonomy places the organism in Eukaryota, Euglenozoa, Kinetoplastea, Trypanosomatida, Trypanosomatidae. The transcript has a single exon. The record is from RefSeq and is a predicted model, not a curated record. Bases 1 to 1236 code for a protein of 411 amino acids.